CAAUAUUAUUAACUGAUGUUUCGUCGCUUUCCUAGCGGCUACAUUGUAGUCCGUAACUUUUUCACACCGGAAGAACUGGAGCCAUGUCGGCGGGACAUCGAGGUCAUGGUGGAGGAGCUGGCCCAGAAGCUGUACAAAGCUGGCAAAGUGAAAAAUCUGUACAAGGAGUACGGAUUGUUUCAACGGCUUACAAAACUUGAAGAAGAGUUCAAAGGCGCCAACAUCCUGAUGUUUAAAUACCAGCAAAUACCUGCCUCUUUUCGCGCCCUGUGGAGCAACGAGCGGCUUCUCAACCUCCUGGAGCAGAUCCUGGGGCCAGAAAUCGCCGGCCACCCGACGUGGAACCUUCGUACCAAGACACCCUUUAGCGAGGCCGUCAACAUUCCCUGGCACCAAGACAGCGCCUACAUGAGUAAUGAGUCAUAUGACCACUUGAUUGCCACGGCGUGGAUACCCUUUCUUGACGCUAUACCGGAAAAUGGGUGCAUGCAGAUGGCGAAGAACGGCCACAAAAGCGGAAAGGUGGCUGUGCACACGUGUUGCCAAGGCCCCACGUGGUACGUCAUGCUGGACGAACAAGACAUGAAGGAUUCGCUGGGUGUUGACCUCGAAGAAGACAUUCAUGUAGAACCUGUGGAAUACGGCGGAUUUAUUCUUUUCCACAACCUUACUCCACAUCGGAGUUUGCCCAACGUCUCCAACGAUGUGCGAUGGAGCGUGGACCUUCGCUGGCAGUCUCCGCGGGACAACUUUGGUUUUUACGGCAUUCAGAAAGGCAUACUGAUGAGGACGCCAGACCUGCCGGACCUGAAGCCAGACUGGGAGGACUUUCUCAAAGUGGACCGCAAGGCCGUCUGGCAGAAACGUCACAUGAAGGACGAGGGGAUUGAUCCCGACUUCGACACCAGAGUUACGGGCCCUUGGAUCGGCAAAUGGGAGAUUGUGAACCACAACGAGCACACCCGGGCCUUCGUGCCAGCGCCACCAACAGCCCAAGCGUGAUAACCCUAGCAUUCCUGCCUGAUUAUCUGCUCCUGGAAGCGGCUAGCUGAGGACUGUUUAAUUAAGAGUUUAUAUUUCGUCAAACAGUCAUAAUUACGCCACUGAUAACCGUUAGUUGCUGAUGAGAUUUAUUAAUUAAUUACUUCACGUCGUCUAAAAAUUGAUGGGCACCAGAAACGUGCCUUCCUCGCAAUUGAGCAGUGCUGGGAAAGGGGGAAAUAAUAAAAGAGGCUGAACGAUUU
Molecule: messenger RNA, 1244 nt
Organism: Pomacea canaliculata
Lineage: Eukaryota; Metazoa; Mollusca; Gastropoda; Architaenioglossa; Ampullariidae
Exons: 9
Coding region: 16-1002 (328 amino acids)
Source: RefSeq, a predicted model, not a curated record